AUGGCAGAAUGGGCUUGGACUGGAUGGCCCUUGUGCUUUCUUCCAACUCUAUGAUUCUAAGAAAGUAGGAAAGAAAGCCUGUGGCUCCAUCUGCACUGCAGAAACAAUCCAUUUUCGUAGAAUCGUAGGUGUUCUGUCACAUGGGGGGACAUUAAACAGUAAUCAAUCCAUUCCAGAUACCCUCUCCCUGGAAUAAAAAGCAACAACGUGGGGCCUAAAGUCCUGUUGCCUCCAAUAGUGGAGUGACAUGCACAUGCACACACUGCCAUUGAGAACAUUGGGCUUGCCAUCAGUGGACACUUAGAUCUGCAGAUGGCAAAAACACUGUAUUUCAUACCCUGCUCUUCAGCCAGAAAGGCUCUCAGGCUGGCUUGCUAAUUGUUAAUUUGACAUUUCCUACAGGUUUACAAUGUGAAAAGAUAUGAGUUUGACACAAAAGGAGAAGGGAAUGGGAAUAGGGAAGGGGAUCAAGUCCAACAGAUACUGCUUGUUUUUCCCUCCCUCUGUCCUUUCAGCUUCCUCUGGGCCAAGGCAUGAUGGAGCUGUGCCUGCAGCUUCUUCUCUUCCCACAAGACCAGGAAUUGCACCCUUAAUCAUCCUUGUGAUGCAGUUUCUCUGGUUGUUGAGUCCUUCAAGUUGCUUUGACUUACGGCAACCCAUCACAGGCUUUGCUUGGCAUGGUUUGUUCAGAGAGGGUUUGUCUUUGCCUUCCUCUGAAGCUGAGAGAGUAAUUUGCCCUGGAAUGUUACAUAGCUGAAGAUUCAAACAUUGGUCUCCUGAAUCAGUCCAACACUCAGAAUGACUAUACCACACUGGCUCUGCAUGAGGAGUUAUACUAAUUCACAUAUUGUUCAGAAGGUGAUAUGUCGAGCAAGACUUCAACAGUGUCUGACACAGAAAGUGAAUGGGAUUUUUAUUCUGCAUGUUGGGAAGAAAAUAUUGUACAUACCAACAAAGAUUCAGUUGAUUCUGGUAGUGAAAGUGAUUUCUGUCUUCGUUCAAAUAGUCAUCACAGUUUAUCUGAAAAACGGAAAGGAGAAAUCAUAUUGGGGAAGGCAGUACUGAUCUUGGAAAACAGUGAAACUAACUUUUCAGAUUGUUGCAAACACUGUCCCCUGUUGCAAGCACAAAAAAUUGAUAACGCUGAAGAGUUUCAGGUGGAAUUGUCACCAGAAUCUGUACUGUGCGUAAACUUUAAGGACUGUUAUACAAGUGGUCAUUCAUCAAAAGUUUAUUCAUCUAAAAUAUCCCAAUCCAAAUGUGAUGGAUCUGGGGAUGAUUUCUAUUUAAACCCUAUAAUCCCUCAUGUGAAUAUUACUGAAAAUUCAGUAACUGGAAAAACCUUUCAUUCAGUAAAAGAAGCUGGAUUUGAUAAACUACAUCAGAAGCAGUCAUCAUUUCAUUAUUUUCCAAGUUCCAAGCAUAACAAAGCUGUGCAAGUUUCCUUUCCUUCUGGGGAAACAGAAUCUGAAGGAGAUUUUGUCAGUGAAUGUUCCAAACAAUCAUCAGUACAUGCUAACAUAAACAAAACAUCAAUCAAUAAACCUUCAGUAUUUCACAGUGCUGAAAGUCAACUGGCAGACACCCAUUUAGGCUAUUCCAACAAGUCUUACAAAAUUGACAGUCCCCAAACUACUGAGCAAAUCUAUUUCCCCACCUCUUCAGGAGAACUUGUAAUUUCUCUUACUUUGGAAGCAGCUUAUUCAGAUCCAAAUGCUUCAUUAACAGGCAAUAUUAUUUCUUCAGAUGUUUGCAUAACAAAAGAAGAUUCACGGAGGCAUGAUUUAGCCUUUAAAUGUAAAGGCUCUCAACAAAACCAGCUGCUUGAGAAACUGUGUAUUUCUGUUGCCCCAUGUCCUGUGCAAGUAGAUACAGGAAAUCAGACACACAUCCCACCUUCUACAAAACAGGUAGGAUGUUCAGAUAUCCUAGAUGCUGAAACUAGUGAGUUUUUAGCAGUUAAUGUAGAAUCAUCUGAAGCUAGCCAGUCUCUAGCAGCUGAUACAGAAUCUGCUGAAUCCAGUUGUUCGGACUUUCAUUUUAAUCAAGGGUUAUCUACACUGAAACUUUUGGCUCCCUGUUGGUUCUUUCCACCCACUAAACAUACACAUAAAAAUCAUUCUCCCCACUUCUGUGUAGUGUUAUUUCCUGAUAAUAAAAUUACAUCUGGUUAUAAGACUUCUGAAGUUGAGAAGGAGCAACCAAAGGCCUCCAGAUGUGUGAAAUCUGUUGUGUUUACCAAAAACAAAGAAGCACAAAAAGGUAAACAAUUUAGAAGUAGACAUCAUAUCUCCAAAUUUCAUCGGCCCAAGACUUUGAGCACUGAAUCUAUAAACAAAAAUACUCAAAAGGCAGGUGAAAUAAGUGAAGUCUGUUACAGGCCUCUAACACAUGCUGCUAAGUGUUGCUGUAGCCCAUUACUUGAUUUUACUGUUGACCUGUUUUCUGCAGGAAAAGAUUCUGAGAGGUGCCUAAGUGUUCAUAGAGAGUCUCACAAACGAACCAGAGGUGGUAAAGUAAUUCCUAGAUUUUCCUCUCAUCAUUCUCUAGAUCCUAUAAAUAAUCUUGACAGGUUCCAAUACAUUUGUCCCAUAAAGAGAAAAAAUAAUUUGAAGAUGCAGAACAUACUGAACUAUUGUUUAGGGUGGUCUGGACAGAACACACAGAAAACUUGUGAAGGGAACAUUUGUCCCACCCCAAAUAGUCCAUGUUUGCCAGCUGAUGGAAAGACUUCUAUUGAUCCAGUUCUCUCAAAUUUGAGGAAUAGUUCAGUGCCACUUUCUACUGCAGUGCCUCUUUCAAAUGAGAGGAGGAGUUCUCCCUGUUUACAAACUGUGAGGAGUCCUGCAGCAUUAUAUCUUUGUCCAGAAGACCAGAGGCAACCAUCAGGCACCUGUAUACAAACUGACAGAGACACUUGGAGUUCUGGAACAUCUCCACAUGGCAGAUGUAAUAUCUCUCAUUUUCCUUGUGAAAAUAUUGUUAAAGUAGAGCAGCCACAGAAGGAAAGAUAUAUGUUUACAAAUACAGGUGUGGAAAGGCUUAAUUGUGGAGCUAACCACGUGGCUUGUGGAGGUUCAGCCAGAAAGAAGCCCCCAGUUUGCCCAUGUGGAAAUAUGCUACAGUGUGGCUUAUUCCCUAAUGGAGAGAUUUCAGAAUCAAUUAACAAGAAAACUAGAGCAAGUCCUAAUAGUCACCGGAGAGCCAAUAUAUGUGAAUCGGACAGGAUAAGAUCUCCUGUAGGAAGCUGCAACACAGAGGAUGCCUGCUGUGGUAGCUGCCAUCAUGGUUUCCCACCCUGUUUUUACAACACAUGUGAACAAGGAGCUUCAAGAAACCAGAUCAUUAAAGUAGCAUCUUUCUUUGAGAAUGGAUUCCCCCCAAAGAACCUGAAAAAUGACAGCAUAGAGAAAAUUAAAGCAGUGAAACCUAGUGAAAGAAAAAAUGUCAGGUUCCAUACUGGGUCAGAUACUUUACAAAUGUACCCAUCAGGCACACAACCUGCUUCACCCUUGAAUGAUGACUGUGAGACAUCAAAACACUAUCACUAUGAAUGCUCAUGCUGCAGGACUGGUACUAAAGAGCAUCUUGCCUCAUCAAGAGAAGGACACUGCUUUGGUGCAGAACAUAAAAGACUCAAUGGCAGUCUGAACAGGGAGAGUAUUUUUCUAGUGGAUUGUGGUCAGGAGACUAGAAGCCAAUGCAAAUGUUCCCAAGAAAUCCCUCUUUUCAGAACUGAUUAUACGGAUAUGUAUAAUGAAAAGAGACCUGCAGUUUCCACACAAAAGGAAUCUGACUUUCAGGAUUCAUCACGGAUUAAUGAUGGCUGGAAAAGGCUUGAUGGGAACCACAAAUGCUGCCACAAUAAUGUUUGGUACAGUCAUUGACAGUGAGAAGUGGGAAGCAUGUUGAAAUUUUCAUGAAUGUUGGUGCUUCCUUCACAAAUGACAUCAAAAAAAAAUAAAGCACAUCAAAAGACCACUUUUAUGGACUUUUAGUGACAAUCGCUCCUUAUAAUGAGAAAAAUGAAAUGUUACUUUAAAUUGACAGAUUAUAGAUAUUAUCUAACAGAUGAAGAUAAACUGUUUCCUCACAAAACAAAGGCAGCUCUGCAGCAAACAGUAAAAAGGGUGAAAUUGCAAUCCUGUUUCUGUUUACCUAGGAGUAAAUACUAUUGAAUGUAUUGUAGACAUAAUGAAUUCUCUUCACAUUUAAUGCCAGAGUUGUAGAGGACAUUACUCUGCUGGAACAAAACCGACAUCAAGUGUGAGAUUCAUGAAAUCCAUCAGGUGCUUUGAGCUAGUCCUGUAUAUAGUUCAGAAGAAUAUACCCUUGUGUGUGCUGUGUGCCUUCAAGUUGUUUCCAACUUAGGACUACCCAAAGGUGAACCUAUCUUGGGGUUUUCUUGACAAUUUGUUCACAAGAGAUUUGCCAUUACCUUCCUCUGAGGCAGAGA
This is a messenger RNA of Sceloporus undulatus (fence lizard), 4456 nucleotides long. RefSeq lists its product as uncharacterized. The coding region runs from base 864 to 3887 and encodes 1007 amino acids. NCBI's taxonomy places the organism in Eukaryota, Metazoa, Chordata, Lepidosauria, Squamata, Phrynosomatidae. The record is from RefSeq and is a predicted model, not a curated record. The transcript is spliced from 4 exons.